AUGCUGCGCUCUCUAAGUCGGCGCAGCACUCGGCUCUUCUCGACGCAUCCUCCUGCUGCGUGCAAGCCCGCGCUCGUGGUGUUUGACAAGGACGGGACGCUCAUCGACUUCAACUUGAUGUGGGGCGGCUGGGUCGAGUCGGUGGCCUGGCAGCUCGAAAUGACGACCAAGCUGCCCGUGCGCGAGAAGCUCUUCACGGCCAUGGGCUACGACUGGAUCUCGCGCUCGAUUCGAUCGAAAGGCGCGCUUUGCUGCACCCCGAUGGGCGAGCUGUACCAAGUCGCGGUCAAGGUCCUCCUCGACGAAGGUGUCGCGGCCGACGCCGCCGAGAAGGCCAUCAAAAAGGUAUGGCAGAUGCCGGACGCUGUCAACACGUCGCGGCCGCUCGCCGAUAUUCCAGCGCUCUUUUUGACCAUCAAACGCAUGGGCAUCAAGAUCGCCGUGUGCACGGCCGACAACCGUGCGCCGACCAUGGCGACGCUCCAGCAUCUUCAAGUCGACCACCUCGUGGACGCCAUCUCAUGCGGCGACGACGGACUGCCGGCCAAACCCGCGCCCGAGCAGAUCUGGACCAUGUGCCACAACCUUGGCAUCGCGCCCCACAACACCAUCAUGAUCGGUGACACGUGCACCGACAUGCUUCUUGGAAAGCACGCGGGCUGCGGCCUCUCGAUCGGCGUCCUUGGCGGCGCCUCGUCGCUUGAAGACCUCGCGGAAGACGCCGACGUCCUCGUGCCCAACUUGCCCAAGAUCAUCAAGGUGCUCUUCCAGUACAGCCAGCAAGCCAGUUCGUCAACCUAA
This is a messenger RNA of Saprolegnia diclina VS20, 801 nucleotides long. RefSeq lists its product as hypothetical. The transcript has 3 exons. The coding region runs from base 1 to 801 and encodes 266 amino acids. The record is from RefSeq and is a predicted model, not a curated record. Lineage: Eukaryota; Oomycota; Saprolegniomycetes; Saprolegniales; Saprolegniaceae. Gene Ontology annotation, biological process: DNA repair; dephosphorylation. Gene Ontology annotation, molecular function: phosphoglycolate phosphatase activity.